Paramormyrops kingsleyae is the source of this 4071-nucleotide messenger RNA. Lineage: Eukaryota; Metazoa; Chordata; Actinopteri; Osteoglossiformes; Mormyridae. The record is from RefSeq and is a predicted model, not a curated record.
GGGAACAGUUUGGGGAAGGCCCUUUUCUGUUCCAGCAUGACUGUACCCCAGAGCACAAAGCAAGGUCAAUAAAGACAUGGUUGGGUAAGUUUGGUGUGGAAGAACUUGACUGGCCCACACAGAGUCCUGUCCUUAACCCCAUCAAACAUUUUUGGGAUGAUCUAGAAGAGUGGCAGCUGUUACAGCUGCAAAGGGGGGACCAACUCCAUACUGAUGCCUAUGGAUUUAGAAGUUUCUGUAGGUGUAAUGGCCAGGUGUCCCAAUACUUUUCUCCAUAUAGUAUAUAUUUUUGUUAUCCUUGAAAUAAUGCCAUUUUUAAAGCUGGGGGGUGUUGGGGACUACCUUAUAUCCAACAAGUUAUCCAGCUGAGCAACAUAUACUGCUUUGUGGAAUACCCCCCCUGGUGUGUGGAUACGUUUGCACUACAUUCUUGUUAGUAUUUUGGAGUACGGGCACAGAACCUGUGAUUUAUUACAUUUUCAAGUCGACACAUAUCUUAUAAUCACUUUCAAUCUCCUUGUGCUCCAGAAUGUGGAGUAUAUGUUUGGCAUUGUUGGUGUGCCGGUCAUUGAGAUCGCCAUGGCAGCUCAAGCCGCUGGGAUCAAGUAUGUGGGAAUGCGCAAUGAACAAGCAGUACGGCUUGCUAUGCAGCGUCUGCGGUCGGGUACCUCACUGGACGCCCUGCAGUGUGCUUAGUGGUGUCAGGGCCUGGACUCAUCCAUGCCCUGGGUGGGAUGGCGAACGCUAACAUUAACUGCUGGCCUCUGCUUGUUAUUGGCGGCUCCUCGGAUCAAAACAAAGAAACCAUGGGGGCUUUCCAGGAGUUUCCUCAGGUGGAAGCCUGUCGACUCUACAGCAAGUUUGCGGCCAGACCGAGCAGCCUAGGGGCCAUUCCGUCAGUGAUGGAGAAGGCCGUUCGGAGCAGUAUCUACGGCCGUCCGGGUGCCUGCUACAUCGAUAUCGCCGGGGACAUGGUGACCGCUAGCGUGGACAAAUCUGGAGUGAGGGUUGUGCCGUGUUGCCCACCCCCUCCCCUGAGUUUGGCUGGUCCCGGGGAAGUCGCAGAAGCAGUCUCUGUAUUGAAGGCAUCCAAACGGCCACUGAUUAUUGUUGGAAAAGGGGCAGCCUAUGGGCGAGCGGAGGAUGAGAUUUGCCAGCUAGUGGAGCUCUGUGGAUUGCCCUUCCUGCCCACCCCCAUGGGUAAGGGCGUCCUGCCAGACGAUCACCCGAACUGUGUGGCUGCAGCUCGAUCCAGGGCUCUGCUCGAGGCUGAUGUUGUGGUGCUCCUGGGCGCGAGGCUCAACUGGAUCCUGCACUUCGGCCACCCUCCCAGAUUUAGCCCCCAAGUGAAGGUCAUCCAGGUUGACCUUUGUGCCGAGGAGCUGGGGAACAACGUGAAGCCAGCCGUCGCCCUCUUAGGAGACGUUCGCGGUGUCGUCGCUCAGCUUCUGGGGUGUUUCCGCAAAGACACAUGGAAGUAUGGGUCUGAUACGGAGUGGUGGAAGAGUCUGAGGGAGAAGAUGGUCGCCAAUGAAAAAGUGUCCAAGGCGCUGGCUCUUCGCUCAUCACUCCCGAUGAACUACUACACCGUGUUCCACCAUGUCUCCCAGCUCCUGCCACGUGAUUGCAUCAUCGUGAGUGAAGGAGCCAAUACCAUGGACAUUGGGCGCACCAUGCUCCAUAACUACCUCCCGAGGCACAGGCUGGAUGCUGGAACGUUCGGGACCAUGGGGGUGGGGCUUGGCUUCAGCAUUGCAGCUGCUAUGGUGCAGAGUGACCCGAGUACAAGGCAGCGAGUCGUCUGCGUGGAGGGGGACAGCGCCUUCGGGUUCUCUGGCAUGGAAGUGGAGACCAUUUGCAGGUACAAGCUGCCAGUGAUCAUCAUCGUCGUCAAUAACAACGGGAUAUACAGCGGCGUAGACGUGGAGACAUGGAAGGAGAUGGCAAAGAUGGGCGACCUCACCACUAUGGCUCCUCCCGUCACGCUGCUGCCGGAAGCCCGAUACCAUGAGGUCAUGUCUGCGUUUGGUGGGCGGGGCUUCCUGGUACGGACACCGCGGGAGCUGAGGGAGGCGCUCAGCCUCAGCCUGGACGACUGGGAGAGGCCAAGCCUACUGAACGUGCUGAUAGACCCAACUUCAGACAGGAAGCAGCAGGAGUUCCCCUGGCUGACGCGAUCUAACCUGUGACGGAAUGAAUGGGGCAGCCUGUAGGAGUCCUGCCCCCCUUUGCAGGAGAGAACAGCAUUUUCUGUACUGUUUCGUGUCAGCAAAUUCAUAUUCUGUUAUCAGAAUUUUCUAAUUGCUUUGAAAUUUGUAGAAUGUGUAACCAGGAUAUAUGAAAUAUACAGGACUGUGGAAAAGUUUUAGGCACUUGCAAAAAAUGCUCUAAAGUGUUGAUGCUUUGAAAAAUAAUACCAUGAAUAAUUAUUAUUUAUUAAUUAGCAUAAACAGUGCAUAAACAGACAAAAAAACGUAAAUCAAAUCAAUAUUUGGUGCAACCAUCCUUUGCCUUUAAAAAAUCAAUUCUCCUAGGUAUUCAUGCACACAGUUAAAGAUUUUGUAGGCAUAUAGUCCAUGCCUGAUCAAUCAGAGAAAAGAGGUACUAUAAAUAUGUAGGUUAAAAGACAAUCACUACGGAAAGCAGAAACAGCUGAAGGUGAGAUGAAACUGGGUUAGGAAGAGACAUGAUCUGACAAACUGGUAUUUUCAGAUGUGCUGUCCAACGUCUUCUGCAGCACAAAGAAGCAGCAUCACUAAGGACUGAAGGUGCAGUGGUCGGCCAAGGAGAUUUAGUGCCGCAGAUGAGAUUCAUCAUGUUGGCUUCCCUUGGCAGUUGGAGAUGUCCAGUGGCACCAUCAGCUCAUACUGGGCAGAGAUCAGUGGGACCCCAGUACACUCGUGUACAGUCCAGAGAGGUCUGGUCAGAAGGGUCUUCAUGCAAGACUUGCAGCUAAUAAACGAUCCCUCUGACAUGGAAAGAAGGAUGAGCUGCUCACCGCUGCACAAAAACAGAAGUAUUGGGGUGCAGAAAAGUGGCAGCAGGUGCUCUGAACUGAUGAGUCAAGAUUCAAAGAAUUUGGUAGUUUAUUCACUGGAUGGCCGAAGAGUGUUAUAAUAAGUCCUAAAGAACUCACUUCAAGGAGAAGAACGACAAGGGUUGCUGGAAGAGACAGAUUGGCUCCCACACAGCCUUGAUUUCAGCAUAGAGACAAAAGUAACGGACACACCUAAAUCCACAGAGGAGCUGUGGUCAGUUGUCCUAGAUCUUUGGAACAACCUACUUGCAGAGUUCCGUAAUACACUGUGCACAAGUGUACCUAGUAGAACUGGGGCUCUUUUAAAGCCAAAGGGUGAAAUAUUGAUUUGAUUUAGGUUUUUCCUGUUUAUGCACUUUGUGUGUUGUGAAUUGAUAAAUAAAAUCAUGGCAAAAUGUUUUAAAUAAUUCACAUUUUACAGCAUUUUUUUACAAGUGCUAAAAACCUAGCUUUGUAUUGUAAUCAUGUUCCCUUUUCUGCCAUAUUAAAACAACAAAAGGCAUAAUAUUUUGACUUUAAGACUGUUUAUAACAUAAUUACUUGUUUAUGAUUAAAUUGUGUACAGUACUAUUUGGACAGUAAUAAUAAUUUGCAGUUACAAUAGUAGUAAAGCUUGUUCUCUGCCAGAGGGUGAUGUUUUCACAAGCUGAUUGUAAAACCUGGAAAUACUUUUUGUGCAGCAUCUUCGUUGUGGAGAAGUUGAAGGGAGAAGGCAGAAGGAGAGUUUAUAUCAAGGUUUUCCUAAUAGUUAUAUGCCAUAUGGACCCAUUGAUUCCAGUAUUGUCAGGUUGGCCAUAUAGAGAGAGCAAUUCUGAAUUCAUCGACCAGUUUGUCCAAAAAAUUGUAUAACAGUUCAAUCAGUGCUGCACGAGUCUUUGUGUGUUUCUCUAAACAAAUUGUGUUUUCACUGUGAUGUUAAUAAGGUAUCCAUUGUGUGUAUUGGCUUAGUGUUAUAUGACCUGCUGAUUUCCACGUUCAUUAUGACCUGUUUGUGAUCCGCUUUAAUGAUUUUUAAUAAAUUAUGUAAAUAUUCA